Messenger RNA from Leptosomus discolor (cuckoo roller), 2449 nucleotides. Lineage: Eukaryota; Metazoa; Chordata; Aves; Leptosomiformes; Leptosomidae. The record is from RefSeq and is a predicted model, not a curated record.
AAUGAAAAUCUUUUCUGAGUCUCAUAAAACUGUUUUCGUUGUGGAUCACUGCCCAUAUAUGGCAGAAUCCUGCAGACAACAUGUUGAAUUCGAUAUGUUAGUGAAGAAUCGGACCCAAGGAAUUAUACCUCUAGCACCCAUAUCAAAAUCACUGUGGACCUGUUCAGUGGAAUCAUCCAUGGAGUACUGUAGAAUAAUGUAUGAUAUUUUCCCUUUCAAGAAACUGGUGAAUUUCAUUGUGAGUGAUUCUGGGGCUCAUGUCUUGAAUUCUUGGACUCAAGAAGAUCAGAACUUGCAGGAGUUGAUGGCCGCAUUAGCAGCUGUUGGGCCACCUAAUCCUCGGGCAGAUCCAGAGUGCUGCAGCAUACUUCAUGGUCUGGUUGCAGCGGUUGAAUCGCUCUGCAAAAUAACCGAAUACCAGCAUGAGGCUCGAACCAUGCUCAUGGAGAAUGCAGAACGUGUUGGAAAUAGGGGAAGAAUAAUCUGUAUUACUAAUGCAAAAAGUGACAGUCAUGUUCGGAUGCUUGAGGAUUGUGUUCAGGAAACCAUUCAUGAGCAUAACAAGCUUGCGGCUAAUUCAGAUCAUCUAAUGCAGAUUCAGAAAUGUGAAUUGGUCUUAAUCCACACUUACCCAGUUGGUGAAGAAAGCCUUGUUUCGGAUCGUCCUAAAAAAGAGCUUUCGCCUGUUUUAACCAGUGAAGUGCACAGUGUCCGUGCGGGCCGGCAUCUGGCUACAAAACUGAAUGUUUUAGUACAACAGCACUUUGAUCUGGCUUCAACCACAAUAACUAACAUCCCUAUGAAGGAAGAACAACAUGCUAACACAUCAGCCAACUAUGAUGUGGAGCUUCUUCAUCACAAAGAGGCACAUGUUGACUUUUUAAAGAGUGGUGAUAAUCAUACAGGUGGCAAUAGCAGAGAAGGCACAUUUAAAGAAACUGUUACGUUAAAAUGGUGUACUCCUCGAACAAAUAGUGUGGAAUUACACUAUUGCACUGGAGCGUUCAGAAUUUCACCAGUAGAUGUAAAUAGCAGACCUUCUUCCUGCCUUACUAACUUUCUCCUUAAUGGUCGUUCUGUUUUGUUGGAGCAGCCGCGCAAGUCUGGCUCUAAAGUAAUUAGUCACAUGCUCAGCAGCCAUGGAGGAGAAAUUUUUCUGCAUGUAUUGAGCAGCUCACGAUCAAUUCUAGAAGAUCCCCCGUCAAUUAGUGAAGGGUGUGGUGGAAGAGUCACUGACUACCGGAUUACAGAUUUUGGUGAAUUUAUGAGGGAAAACCGAUUAACUCCUUUUCUAGAGCCCAGAUAUAAGAUCGAUGGAAGUCUUGAAAUUCCAUUGGAACGUGCAAAAGAUCAGUUAGAGAAACAUACUCGUUACUGGCCUAUGAUUAUUUCUCAGACUACCAUCUUCAACAUGCAAGCUGUAGUGCCAUUAGCCAGUGUGAUUGUAAAAGAAGCAAUGACCGAUGAGGAUGUUCUGAAUUGUCAAAAAACAAUAUACAAUUUGGUAGACAUGGAGAGGAAAAACGAUCCACUGCCAAUUUCAACAGUUGGUACCAGAGGAAAGGGUCCAAAAAGAGAUGAACAAUACCGGAUUAUGUGGAAUGAAUUGGAGACCCUUGUACGAGCACACAUAAACAACUCUGAUAAACACCAGCGAGUCUUAGAAUGUUUGAUGGCUUGCAGAAGCAAACCCCCAGAAGAAGAGGAGCGCAAGAAACGAGGUAGAAAGAGAGAAGACAAAGAAGACAAGUCAGAGAAGUUGGGCAAAGACUAUGAAUCAGAUAAGCCAUGGCAAGAAUCAGAAAGGUUAAAAGGUCUUUUGGAUCGUGAAAAAGAAGAACUAGCAGAAGCUGAAGUUAUCAAAGAUUCCCCUGAUUCUCCUGAGCCACCCAACAAAAAGCCACUUAUUGCAAUGGAUGAAAUGCCCACAGUUGAAAAGGCAAAAGGGCCAAUGUCCUUGCUGUCUUUAUGGAGCAACAGGAUUAAUACUGCCAACUCUAGGAAACACCAGGAAUUUAUUGGUCGUUUGAACUCUGUCAACAAUAAAGCUGAGCUAUAUCAACAUCUGAAAGAAGAAAAUGGAAUGGAAACAACGGAAAAUGGAAAAGCAGGCCGGCAGUGAUGAUUAAUUUUGUUUCUUUGGACGAAACUUGGCCGAAUUGCAAAAAUAUGUAAUGCUGGAAUUGAUAUUAGUACCGUUUCAGUACAGUUGUAUAGCUGUUUUGAUUGUUUUUUACGUUUUUCUAUUAUUUUUGCUAUGAAAUAUGAAAUCCACAUGUCACUGAAAUGAAUAGUGUGCAAACAGCUGUCCCAAAGUACUUUACAGUCAUGUUUUUAGGAUGAAGAAAACCUGUGCCACCAUGGACUAAAUCAAGUAAUCAAAAAUGUUAAGAGUUUAAAGUCCUUUCCCAUAAGUAUUGUUUAAUAUCUCAAAAUCAGUGAUGACUGU